Molecule: messenger RNA, 5625 nt
Organism: Rhizopus microsporus ATCC 52813
Lineage: Eukaryota; Fungi; Mucoromycota; Mucoromycetes; Mucorales; Rhizopodaceae
Exons: 3
Coding region: 1-5625 (1874 amino acids)
Cellular component (GO): myosin complex; cell periphery; cell septum
Molecular function (GO): ATP binding; chitin synthase activity; cytoskeletal motor activity
Source: RefSeq, a predicted model, not a curated record
AUGAAGAAGUCAAGAAAAUCAAAUUUAAAAGAAGAUGAUUCAAAUAGAAUAGAUGUGUCUACUUUAUCAAAUACAUCAAGUGAAAGCAUCACUAGCUGUCUACGCUCAAGAUAUAAUGAGCUCAAGAUAUACACCAAUGUUGGCUCUCGUCAUAUCAUUGCUUUAAAUCCAUUGAAAGAGUUGCCAAUGAAUGAUGAUCAAGCAAGUUUAGAAUAUGUAGCAGCAUAUAAGGAUGCAACAGGACAUAAGCAAACACCUGAUCCUCACUUGUUCGAUCUUAUCAAUCGAACUUAUUUUCAUAUGAGAAGAACAGGAAGUGAUCAAGCGAUCAUGUUAAAGGGAGUAGCCGGCAGCGGCAAGUCCGAAAUUCGUAGAUUGACCAUCCGCCACCUUGUACGACUGAGUAGUCAUAAGAAGGAAUCCAAAGUACAAACGCAAAUUAUAGAAUCACAAAAAGUGCUCGAAGCCUUUGGUCAUUGCCAGACAAAUACAAGCUCAUCAGCAUCUCGUUUUAGUUACUAUGGUGAAAUUCAGUUCAAUGAAAGAGGCAGAAUGGUGGGCUCAAAGACACUUCAUUAUUCCUUGGAAUCUUCUCGUGUUACAAACUCUAGUAUAACGACUGCUUCGGAUGGAAAUUUCAAUAUAUUUUAUUAUUUAUUAGCUGGUGUAUCUCCAGAUGAAAGGUCCACUUUACAGCUAACCGAUCCAUCAAGUUAUCCCUAUCUACAAAAAUUCAAGAGACCUGUAUUACCAACGGACUCUCAGCGCUUUGAAGAUCUAAAGGUUGCCAUGAAACACUUGGGCUUCAAAAAGGAACAGAUUGGAAGAGUGAUCCAGUUGGUCGCUACUAUACUCCAUCUUGGUAACCUCAGCUUCGUAGACCCAACCGGUACCGGUACACAGGAAGCCGCUUUUGUCAAAAAUGCCGAGUUACUUGAUCUUGUCGCUGAUUUCCUGGGUCUCGAUCCUCAUGCGCUUGAAAAUGUACUGACAUUUAAAACGACGAUGAUUCGCAAGGACAUUACUACUUUAAUUUUAAAUGCACAACAAGCUGCUGAACAGCGUGAUGAACUAUGUCAAGUGCUCUAUUCCCUCUUGUUCUCUUGGAUCGUUGAAAAAAUCAAUAGCAAGACCUGUACAGAGGAAUUUAACAGCUUUAUCGGUAUCUUGGAUUUCCCAGGCCUUCAAUCGUAUUACCCAGUAGCAGGCUUUGAACAACUUUGUGUCAACUUGGUCAAUGAGCGCAUACAACAAUAUAUGGAUCAAACCCUAUUCCAGGUGGAAACAGAUGUUUUCAGAGCUGAAGGUAUUCACGUGCCCGAUAUCAACUAUCAAUCAACAGCCCUAGAUCUCUUGACCAGGCCCAAGGGUAUCUGCCACGAAGUGAACACAAUGACAGACGUCUCUAAGCGUGCAUACACUGAUAACAACAUCAUGGACUCCAUAAUCAAAUUCAAUUCAACACAUCCUGCUUUUUCUGUCAAGAAUUCAGACACAAAUGCUCGUCAUUUCGUCGUUCAGCACUUUGGAAAUACACCUGUCGAAUACUCCACCGAAGGCUUUAUCGCACAAAACAACAACCAGAUUUCUGUCGACUUCUUAUCUCUCUUCAAGGGCGGAAUGGAUGUACAGCCCUCUUGGAACUCAUUUGUCGUAGAAUUGUUUGCUAAUGUAAAGACGCAAAGCCACCCCAAACAUACCACCGCGAUCAUUUCGGCUCAACAAUCCGCUAAGCCGAUGAGAGCGCCCUCUCAGCGCAAAUCGACGCGUAGAACAAAUGGUAAUAAUGGAAGUAACGAAAAAGGAGGAUCCGACGGUACAGGUCCAACCACUGUCCUGGCACAAAUACAAUCCGCGUUGGAUGAAUUGAUUGAGUCGCUUGGAGAAGCUAAGCUAUGGAUCGUCUACUGCAUAUUGCCAAAACUUAAAGAAUCCGGUAAUUUUGAUACCAAGUUGGUACAAUCUCAAAUAGAUAUGUUCAAGAUACCAUCACUGCUUCAGCUUCCCACUAUACAGUAUGUUGAAUCGUACGAGCAUCAUGAGUUUUUAGAACAUUAUGGACAUCUGUUUGAAGGAUUAGAUACCACACGAUUACUUCGCUCUCAAUGUGAAAUGGCUGCUGGUAUCAUGGGUUGGACAGCCCCCAACAUGUCUAUUACACAAAACAAGGUCUUUUUGAGUGCAAUCGCAUGGAGAGAAUUGGAAGAUAAACUACGUUCGUAUGAGAAGGUCGAGCAGCGUCAAGCCAAAGACAGCAAUAAAGAAGGAGACACGGGCAGUGUAUCACAUCCAUUUGCAGCAGCAGCAGCAGCUGCAGGUCUUCCUCUGCCCCCUCAAAACUACUACGACAACGAUCACGGCUCAUUCUAUUCAGAAGACGAAUCUGGUCAAUACAUGGAGCAAGAAGGAUCAUUCUACGGAUCAGAAUCGUACGGUAGUCACCAGGGAGGAUUAGCGCUCAUUCCUCAACAGGCGCCAGUGAUAGAAAACAUAAAUGAAACCGAAGAGGACGAAACCAAAAUGAGUGCAGGCCGAAAGCGCUGGCUAUUCUUUGUCUAUUUUUGCACUUGGUGGAUUCCUUCCAAAUUCUUGGUCUGGUGUGGUCGAAUGAAGCGUAAGGAUAUUCGUGUCGCCUGGCGUGAAAAGGUGACACUGUGUAUGAUUAUCUUUUUGAUGUGUGCCUUUGUUAUCUGGUUCUUGGUCUUCUUUAGUGAAGUGAUCUGUCCCAAACAGCAUAUAUACUCGCUUGCCGAAUUAGCAAGUCAUGACAAAACUAACUCUAAGGGCGCCUAUGUUGCUAUACGCGGUGAAGUAUUUGAUCUUACCAAAUUCGCGCCGCAUCAUUAUCCUAUGAACCUCGUACCUACCUCAUCUGUGAUGGAAUAUGGUGGACAGGACGUGACCAACCUGUUCCCCGUUCAGGUAUCUGCUUUAUGUCCAGGUGUAUCAGAGUUUGUCUCUUUAGAUUACCAGAUCAACUUGACAGACACAAACGGUCAAUACCACGACUUUAGAUAUUCGUCUGAUGUAUAUAACCCCAACUGGUACUAUGAUCAGAUGACAAUGCUCCGAAAGAACUACAAGGUGGGAAAUAUGGGUUAUGAGUACAAGGCUAUCUCAGAUCAAGCUUCGGCAGCCACGACCAUCAAUGGUAUCAAGGCCUUACGUAUCUGGGCUGUUAUUAAUGACAGAAUCUACGAUCUCACUUCGUAUACUAUGGGUGGACGAUAUGCGCGUGGCCCUCCUGGAACGACACCACCUGCAGAUAUCAAUCCAAACUUUUUGAGCCAACAAGUGGUUGAUCUAUUUCAGCAACACUCGGGACAAGAUAUCACCAACGCUUUUUAUAAUCUGAAUCUUGACCAAGCAAGUCUGCAACGAGAGCUCGUCUGUCUUCGAAACCUGUUCUUUGUGGGAUAUGUCGAUUCAAGAAAUUCAACUAAAUGCCAGUUCUCAGAGUACCUCUUGCUUGUUGUUACUUGUCUUUUAGCCGCCGUCAUCGUCUUCAAGUUUGUAGCCGCUAUUCGAUUUGGCGGUAAGCGUGCGCCCGAAGAACACGACAAGUUUGUCAUUUGUCAAGUGACAUGUUAUACUGAAGACGAAGAAUCGCUACGAAAGACUAUAGACUCCAUUGCUCGACUUCAUUACGAUGACAAGCGUAAACUGUUGUUCGUCAUCUGUGACGGUAUGAUUGUGGGUAGUGGUAACGAUCGACCUACGCCUCGUAUUGUCCUUGACAUCUUGGGUGUUGAUCCCCAAGUGGAUCCUGAGCCUCUGUCUUUUGUCUCUGUUGGUGAAGGAAGCAAGCAGCACAACAUGGGAAAGAUCUAUUCUGGCUUGUAUGAAGUGGCCGGCCAUGUCGUGCCUUACAUUGUCGUGGUCAAGUGCGGUAAUCCUCGUGAACGCCAGAAGCCAGGUAAUCGUGGUAAGCGAGACUCUCAGCUGGUCCUCAUGCAGUUCCUCAACCGUGUUCACUAUGAUGCACCUAUGAAUCCUCUACAGCUCGAGAUCUAUCAUCAGAUGAAGAAUGUUAUUGGUGUCAGUCCGGAAUUCUAUGAGUUUGUUCUCAUGGUUGACGCAGAUACAGAAGUGAUGCCAGAUGGUCUCAAUUACCUUGUUUCAAGUGCGGUACAUGAUUCAAAAAUCAUUGGUAUCUGUGGUGAGACAACACUCGCAAACGAGAAGGAUACCUGGGUAACGAUGAUUCAAGUAUAUGAAUACUUUGUCUCCCAUCACCUCAUCAAGUCGUUUGAAUCUCUCUUUGCCACUGUCAGUUGUCUUCCAGGUUGUUUUACCAUGUAUCGUAUUCGUACUGUCGAUGGUAAGCGUGCUCUCUUUAUCAGCAACGAAAUUAUUGCCGACUACUCUGUGAAUGUCGUCGAUACAUUACACAAGAAGAACUUGCUGCAUCUUGGUGAAGAUCGUUAUCUGACCACGUUAUUAUUGAAACACUUUGCUAAUUUCAAGACCAAGUUCAAUUCAGAUGCUCAAUGUAAGACGAAUGCUCCCGACACAUGGUCCGUCUUGGUUUCUCAACGUCGUCGAUGGAUCAACUCUACGAUCCAUAACUUGGGUGAACUUGUCUUCUUACCUCGUCUCUGUGGUUUCUGUUGUUUCUCGAUGCGUUUUGUCGUUUUACUUGAUUUGAUCAGUACAGCAGUCAUGCCUGCACUCUUGGGUUAUUUAGGCUAUCUGAUUUAUACCUUGGCUACUUGGGAAGGCAGUGUGCCGAUCAUUUCCAUUGCUACGAUUGCCGGUACUUAUGGUCUUCAAGCUUUGUUGUUUAUCAUCAAGGGUCGUUGGGAAUUUAUCAUGUGGAUGAUUGUUUCCUUAUUCGCCAUGCCUGUCUUUUCAUUCUAUAUUCCCAUCUAUUCUUACUGGCAUUUUGACGACUUCUCAUGGGGUAACACACGUAUCGUCGUUGGUGAAAAGGGCAAGAAGGUAGCUGUCACGGCUGAUGAAGGCACAUUUGAUCCUAAAUCCAUUCCUACCAUGAAAUGGUCAGAAUAUGAACAACAAAUACUGUCAGAGGACCGUUGGAGUGAUAAUGUCUCUCAGAGCAGCGGUUAUACCCACGGAAGCCGAGGCAAUUAUCCUCGUCCUGGACCUGGUUCUGUGUAUGGUGCUGCUUCUGGUAUGAUGAUGAUGCCUGACAACAUGAGCGUUCAUUCAUCGUCGCGAAGUGUCGCUCAACAACAACAACAAGCACGUCAAACUAUGGGCUUUGAUCACAACAGCAUGAUCUUCCCUUCAUCCGCUUCUACACCUAUGAUGCCUUAUACGAACAACAGCACGUCCAUGCUUCCUUCUAGUCGAUCCAUGGCCUCAUUUGCUCCUGCUCAACAAUUCAAUACGCCUGGUCAAUACAUUCCCAUGCAGAACUCAUCACAGUUCAAUAAGGCUGGUAGUAGCCGUUCGCUGAUGAUGGACGGAUUUAAUACAGAGGGUCCCAAGAAUGAGGAGAUUAUGCAGCAAGUACAACGUAUACUUGAAACUGCGGAUCUCACCAAGGUUACAAAGAAACAAGUGCGUGAAGAGCUACAAAAUAUCUUUGGUGUCUCUAUGCAAAGCAGAAAAGACUAUAUUAAUGCUUGUAUCGAAAGCGUCUUACAGAAUCGGGUAUAA